AUGCUCGACGUUGAGGGAAAGACAGUCAUUGUAUCGGGUGCGUCGCAGGGAUUGGGUAGGUCGCUUGCCCUGAAAUUGCAUGCCAGAGGGGCCAAUGUUGUUCUUGUUGCAAGAACUGCCAGCAAAUUACAGGAGUUGGCUGACUCGUUAAACGAAAACAGAAUGUCCUCGAACCAUCAAGCAUACGCGUACCCACUGGACCUCUCGAUCAAGGAAGAUGUCCUUGAGUUUGGGAAAUGGCUCGACGAUAGAGUGGAUAAUUUGGUAGGCGUGUUUUGCUGUGCCGGCUCGUCAAUUCCAAAACUCUUCACCAAUCUCUCCCUAGAUGAAAUCGACAAUGGUAUCAAUAUCAACUACAAGACAUGCAUUUAUCUCCUGCACGUCACCAUCCCGCUACUGAAACGCUCCAAGGAGAAGACAAACAUCGUCAUCUUCUCCUCCUCUGUUGCGUUCUACUCCUUCAUUGGGUACUCGCAAUAUGCGCCAUUGAAAUCGGCACUUCAAUCACUUGGAGACAUUCUCAGACAAGAGUUGGACCCUUACAACAUCAAUGUAUCCACUGUCUUCCCGGGGAACUUUGCCAGCGAGGGGUUCCACGAGGAGAACCUCACCAAACCGGCAAUCACAUCGCAGAUUGAAGGCGCAUCAGUCCCCAUCUCCGUGGACGAGUGUGCAGACAAGGUCCUCUCAGGCAUCACCAACUCCGAGUCGUACAUCCAUACCGACUUUAUUGGUUGGGUGCUCUCGUGUUUUUCGUUGGGGUUUGGUCCACGCUCUUGGUGGUUGUUCCAAAUCCCCGUUGCAGUUAUUGGGGUUCUCUUUGCUAGACUUAUUUCCAAAUAUCACGAUUAUCAGGUAAAACAGUGGGUAGCAGCUAACAGACACAAACAAUAA
Molecule: messenger RNA, 894 nt
Organism: Pichia kudriavzevii
Lineage: Eukaryota; Fungi; Ascomycota; Pichiomycetes; Pichiales; Pichiaceae
Exons: 1
Coding region: 1-894 (297 amino acids)
Biological process (GO): sphingolipid biosynthetic process
Cellular component (GO): endoplasmic reticulum membrane
Molecular function (GO): 3-dehydrosphinganine reductase activity
Source: RefSeq, a predicted model, not a curated record